AUGUGUUCCCACCAGCAGAAGCAGCCAUUUGUCCCUCCUCCUCAGCUUCCACAGGAGCAGAUCAAGCAGCCCCACCAGCCUCCCCCUCAAGUGCCCUUUGUUCCUGCUACCAAGGAGCUGUGCCCUCCAGGUGUUCCACAACCUGGAAUCACCAAGAUUUCGGAGCCCUGCCACACCAUAGUUCCUGAGCCGGGAUGCACCUCGGUCGCUGCACCAGGAUACACCGUGGUCCCUGAGGCGGGCUGCAACACUGUCCCUCAGCCAGGAUGCACCUUGGUCCCUGAGCCAGGACGCACCAUGGUCGCUGCACCAGGAUGUGGCACGGUCCCUGGAAAAGGCUACACCGCGAUCCCUGUGCCAUGCCCUUCAGAGCUCAUUCCAGGCCCAAUUCAGCUGAAAAACAAGGUGAAAUAA
Messenger RNA from Fukomys damarensis (Damara mole-rat), 414 nucleotides. RefSeq names its product small proline-rich protein 3. NCBI's taxonomy places the organism in Eukaryota, Metazoa, Chordata, Mammalia, Rodentia, Bathyergidae. The transcript has a single exon. The record is from RefSeq and is a predicted model, not a curated record. The coding region runs from base 1 to 414 and encodes 137 amino acids.